AUGAGCCGCAAGCCAGCGACGACGACAGCCACUGGCGAUAUCGCCGGUUCAACGAUGAUGAUCCUGCUCGUCAAGAUUCAGCCUGUGGACGUAUACGCGUCCGCUCGUGUGGAAAGCCAGCGUCGCUACAGUAGCCAGCCACAGGAGCGGCGAGUACGCACGCUGGGCAUGUUGUGUUGUGCAUUCCGAUUUUCUUGCCGCGCACUCAACACCAAGAACGAAGGACGGACAAAGAAAGCAGACAGGCUCGGUGGACUGCACGUCGUUCUUCGACGAUCGACUAGCUCGAGAACUGAGCUCAACGCAAAGAACUACAUGUACGAAGCUUAG
Molecule: messenger RNA, 330 nt
Organism: Phytophthora infestans T30-4
Lineage: Eukaryota; Oomycota; Peronosporomycetes; Peronosporales; Peronosporaceae
Exons: 3
Coding region: 1-330 (109 amino acids)
Source: RefSeq, a predicted model, not a curated record